GUGUUGUUUUGCUGAUAUAUCAAACAUUUUGUUUUCAAAAUCGAUGUAUGUACUGAUGUAUCACUUGGUUAUAUAACUGCCAUGUCGUUAGCCUUCGUUCCCGUCGUUAGGAUCACAUGUUUGUCGUUGUUGUUUUUGUGUCUAAGUUCAUUAUCAUUCAUUUCGUUCAAACAUUUGUUUUUAAAAAGUUUUCUUUGUUUGCUGUUGAAAUCAUUUCAUUCCAUUAUUUAAAACUCAUUUUAUGUUCAUACGUAUACAGAAUGUUAUAGAUUAGUCCUUUAGUCAAGAGAUCAUGAACAUCUUUUUAUGGAGAAUGUCAUUAGAUAUAGUCUUUUGUCAUUUUUCUUCUUCUGUUUUUGUCUGUAUGUUCAAUGCUCAUUAACACCUGGUGCACAUAAGAAAGAUUAUUUUCAUGUAUCUUUUAAGUGUUUAUUCUUUCCCCUAGAUGAUCAAAAAUCAUUUUUUAUUUGAAAUCUCAUAAACAUUACAUAAAGCAUAGAUGAUUAAGUGAAAAGUUUAUUGCAAUCUCGACCGUAUUGAUUGUCAUGAAGGUUUAUAUUCAUGUGUAAUUGUAACGUGUUUGCUGCGAUGCGCAGGAGUCGUGCUGGCGCUUCGCUAGACGAACGGUUCACGGCGUCGGACGAUGCGGGCGGAGUCCGGCUGACCGUGUCGGCUGCCCGGACCGGAGAUACCGACGUAUAUACACUACAAGCGAGCAAUGCAGCUGGGAGUGACUCGACGAAAGUCCGCGUGGAGGUGUCGGCGGACGAGGCGCCGACCGGCGAGGACCCGCCGACGUUCCUGCGCCGUCUGCAGGACCUGACCGUGAAGGUCGGCACCCGCACGCGGUUCCUGGUCGAGAUUGUCAGCUCUACUGAGUGCAAGGUGAGGAAACGACUUAAAGGCUUAAGAAAAUUAACACAUGGUACUGUAUUGCACGGAUAGCCGAGUGGUUACGGCCAUCACGCCGAAAUUACAGCUCGCGACGUAUCGCGUGUUCGAUCCUUGCAAAGGACAAGCAUUUGUGAGAUCCACGAAUACUUGCCCUGAGUAGCUUAAGUAUAUGUUGAAUAGAAUGUCUGGGAAACCCUCGCGAAACAAGGAUUAAAAUCUGUAAUGUGGGAGUUGGUUUAAAAAAAAUCUUAGUCAGAAUUUGAGGCAAAUUCAGAAAUGCUCAGUUAUUAUUGUUCUCUGUAAAAUUAACGCGUUCUCAAUGUUAAAAUCACCGACUGUCUGUCUUAAAAAUCAGUACAAUUUCACAGAGGAAUUGAACGCAUCUCACAAAUAUAUACCUCUAUCGCUUUCCCUUAUUGAAAUCAAUUUCACAUAGAUUAGCCUCGCAUGUCCGACGAAGUUAUCUCUCGAAACUCCAGCGUUCUACGAGUAGGAUUACAUGAGUAGUGUCUGUUGAGAUCAGUAGGUGAGAUCAAACCAAGUCGGUCAUCUCAGUCCGUGUCACCGCCUGUAUUGAUAGCGUGUUUGCUUUGGCGCCGUCGCACAAAGCGAUGCCAGGGCGACCAGCGCGAUGUGGAAUAUAUUGCCAGAAGUGUGAACAUGAAUUCAUUGAAUAGAGUUGAUUUGUGCCGUAGUUUGUUUGUCUUGUUCACCUAAUUGGUUAGUAUUUUGUUAACCACAUAUGAAUCAAUGUUAUUUAUACACUAGCUGU
Messenger RNA from Trichoplusia ni (cabbage looper), 1666 nucleotides. RefSeq lists its product as uncharacterized. The transcript is spliced from 2 exons. The coding region runs from base 562 to 945 and encodes 127 amino acids. Lineage: Eukaryota; Metazoa; Arthropoda; Insecta; Lepidoptera; Noctuidae. The record is from RefSeq and is a predicted model, not a curated record.